AUGGCAGCUAGGCAGCGCGACCCUCAACCCGCACCAUCCAGCGGGAUUCUUUCCAAUGUGUUCAGCUUCGUGACUCGCGAGAUCGAGUCGUUCGUGACGACGGCGAAGGGCGGGAGCAAUGUGCAGGUUCAGGCUCGGCCACAGCCGUCGACGUCGCGCGUCAAGCUCGAUGAUGCACCGGUAGUUGAGGAGAAUAAGGCUAGGCAGGAGGAGGGGAAGAGGAAGCGGGUGGCGAGGAAGGUUUCGGGUGGGGAGGGGGAUGGGGAGCGAAGCAGGCAGAGGGCGGAUUCGAGCGAGAGGGAUUCGAACACUGAGGUCCCUCCCAGGAGGCAUAUUCACAAGAAGAAAUCUGGGUCAACGAAGGGGACGUCUACACCGGCUACUGGUGGUGGAGGGUCUGGCGAAGGUUCAGGUUCCCGCCCUCCCUCCACUGCUCCUUCGCAAGCUGUUGGCGCGGUGGCGACGCUGUCCCCUGCGACCAUGCCUGGCUCGUUCUUCCCCCGCUCAGAGUCACUGAUGCCCGAUCCCAUGUCGGCGGAGAUGGCUCGCCGUGCGGGGGUCUUACCGCCCUCUCCCGGUCCUUCUGCUGAGACUCCAGCACCGUCGCAUCUCCCUACACCUCAGCCCGCCCGGAAAUCCAAUGAUAUCUCACGGAGGGGAUCGAAAAGUAGUCGAAGUGAUACAGGGGCUGAUUGUGAUGCUCGCCGGGAUGCGAAAGCCCCUUCCGUGGGCAGUGCCACCCCAGCCGACAGGAGAGCUGAUGAGACCCGGAAAACGAAGGCAAAAGGAUGGGACGAUUUGUCGACCGAGGAGGCCCUGAACAAUCUCGACGCGGAACUCUCUCGCAAGUCUAACAACCCUCCCACAAGGUCGAAACCCGUCGCAGCGAGGAGUAGCGGGAGGUCAUCGGUGGAAGGUGGCACAUCGAUGGUAGCGAAAUCUGCCAAGGCAAAAGGGAAGGAACGGGCGUGCGAUACCUCGGGAGAGGUCCGUGUCCGCGGGAAGGAGGAGGAGUUGCGUGCGGCACGCGAGGCGCACAUGCGUGUUGAGCCUGGACGGGACGAACAAGAGCAGGCGCGUGACAAGCAGAGAAUUAAGGUGCUCGAAGAAGAGAUCAUGAGGUUGAAGGCGCAGCUUGCACAGCGCAACGAUACGUCGAUGCAGCUGCCUCCGCCGCCGCCGCCUCCACCACCACCUUCAGCUCUCCAACUCGAUCCAGACGAUCCGAGCAUCAUGGCCAAUAGCUCGAAUUCGCUCCCGAUCUCCAAACGUGCCGACCUGUUCCUUGCUACCGCCCGUCAGAGUCUCCGACCUACCACACCACCUCGAGAGGCACCCAUCAACGACGUCACCGGACGAACACGGCGAUCGGGCCAUCCUACCGUGAAUAUCGCUGGUGACAAGAUGGCAACGUUCUUGAAGGAGGUGAGGACGGCCAAGCUGAGGAAAGUCAGUACGGGCACAUUUGACAAUGCCUCCAUGCCCCCGCCUCCGUUGGCUCUGAGCGGCCGCAGCACGGGCAUCAUCGAUGAGCGUGGUUAUGCGGUCGGUGAGAGGUCCUUUAGUGUGGUCGAGGCGAGGUUGGGAGAGAAGAGGAGGCGAGAUGCUGCGUUUGCGGGAGACGGGUCUCGUGCGGAAGGGCCGUCCAAGCGGCGGCUCACGACAUUUACACUGUCUGGUGCAGCGCCGGAGUCAUCUGCUGCGUCUUCGUCUUCGCAAGGUUCUUGCGACUCACAGUCGACUGAACCUGGUCCGUCGACAUCGACAUUGGCACUCCCUCCUAGUCUGAGACCAUGGCCGUCAUUGGCGCCGACAGAGACGGACGUCACAACUCCAUCACUGUGCUCGGACAAUGAGAAUGAACACGAACAUGACCACGAAGACAAGCUCCCACACACUCCGCCCCACUCUGCAGCGCACGAGUCACCAAGGUCAUCACCGCCGCACAAAGUAUCCGAUGGUAUGCCUCUUGACGAGCGUGCCGAACCUUCAUCUCCGUCGCCCCGAAUUGCACAACCCGAGCCUGAGCGGCCUCUUCCCGCCCUGAGGAGAAGAAGCAAAAAUGGUGGGCAAUCAGCGCCUUUUAUCGACCUUUCCGUGUGCCGGGCUCCUCAAUCGCCAAUUCCUCCGGGUCCGGUGCGUACCCGUCCGCUUAGGCGCAAUCGUCAACCUUCGCAGAAGCAGAAUCGAGAAGCGUCUGGCAGGGAGGACCCAAUUGCGACGUCGUCUGCGUCCCAGGCGUCUCAACGUGCCGUUCGUGCAUCCCAGAUACCUGUCCAUGCUGGCCAGGGAGCGAGAGCGAAGAGCCAAUCGCGGCCGCCAUCGAGGAGCGAUCGCGAUCCUGGGGCAUUUUUCUCGCAAGUUGGGUCGCAAUUGCAACCGGUUCCCGCCCAACCGUCCUGGGGAGCGUCGACGUCUUACAAUGCGGAGGGACCACGCACCCUGGACGAGGAGCUCCGUCAAGCAGACGGUGGUCUCUGGAGCAAUGAUACCGGCGGAGUAGUCCAAGAUGCUGAUGUGGAUAUGGAGAUUGAGACCGAUGAGCUGGUUGGCGUGGGUACGAGGAGCACGAAGCGCGGUUUCAUGAAGGGCGGCGGUGCUGCUGGCGCGCCAGUGUUCAUGGGCGUGGGGUACGUGCGAGGGGCUAUGGCUAGUGGAGACGAGGAGGGAUCGUACGUGCCGAGGCGGAACAGCCAGGCGGCGCAGAGGCGAUGA
Laetiporus sulphureus 93-53 is the source of this 2715-nucleotide messenger RNA. RefSeq lists its product as uncharacterized. NCBI's taxonomy places the organism in Eukaryota, Fungi, Basidiomycota, Agaricomycetes, Polyporales, Laetiporaceae. Bases 1 to 2715 code for a protein of 904 amino acids. The record is from RefSeq and is a predicted model, not a curated record. The transcript is spliced from 4 exons.